Messenger RNA from Anoplopoma fimbria (sablefish), 2275 nucleotides. It is a transcript of the gene jam2a, whose product is annotated as junctional adhesion molecule 2a. NCBI's taxonomy places the organism in Eukaryota, Metazoa, Chordata, Actinopteri, Perciformes, Anoplopomatidae. Gene Ontology annotation, biological process: leukocyte tethering or rolling. Gene Ontology annotation, cellular component: tight junction; cell surface; protein complex involved in cell adhesion. The transcript has 11 exons. The record is from RefSeq and is a predicted model, not a curated record. Bases 314 to 1249 code for a protein of 311 amino acids.
CCACCUCCUCCAUCUCCACCUCAUCCAGCACCGAGACCAGACUUCCACCCGCGUCGCUCAUAGUAAAACCAGGCACGCCGCUCCCUGCCCCCAGACUUCUCCCAGCCACGGCACCGGGAGUCUCGAUCAUUCACCCCCGGAGGUGCGUCCCGUUCAUCCGCUCGCCGAUCCGUUCCGGUCCGGUCCGAUCGCUUCCCCACUCUGGAGAACAGUUUUUCCCCCUGGAAGCUGGAUGAAUUAUUGGAGAGUUGUGAACAAGUGCGAGAAGAAAUCUGCCUCCGCUGACUAGACUCAGCCAGAGUAGUGGAGGAUAAUGGAGGGGACGUCCCUGUACCUUCCUAUUGUUAUUUUACUCAUGCAAUGUUCCCCCUCCUUUCCCGUUACCGUGUCAACCGCCGGACACAAGGUGGAGGUGCGCGAGUUCUCAGACGCGGUGCUGUCCUGCACGUUCCGCACGGAGAAAGACCAGAACCCGCGCAUCGAGUGGAAGAAGAAGGGGAAAGAUGUGUCUUUCGUGUACUUUGAGGGACACUUCAAAGGUCCCUUUGAGGACCGCGCAACCAUCGACGGGGCCACCGUCACGCUGAGAAGGGUGACCCAGGAGGACGCUGGGGAGUACCGCUGUGAGAUCAGUGCUCCUCUCGACAACGUCAGCCUGGGCGAGACCAACGUCACGCUCAAAGUCCUGGUGCCCCCACACACCCCGUCCUGCGAAAUCCCCAGCGGGGCAGUGACGGGCUCAGUGGUGCAGCUGAGCUGUAGGGACCAGCAGAGCAUCCCGCCUGCUACCUACUCCUGGUUCAAGGACAACCAGCCGAUCAACCCGCCACGCCACGCCAAUGCCACUUAUCUAAUCAACUCACACACAGGAUUGCUGGAGUUUAAAGCCGUAGCCAAAGAGGACACCGGUCGAUACAGCUGCCUGGCUUCGAACGGAGUUGGACCGGCCAAGAUGUGCGAGGGCAAGCACAUGACGAUAGAGGACGUCAACGUCUUGGCCGUGGUGACGGCAGUGGUGGUGGUCUGCCUGCUCAUCGUGAUCUGCGGAUGCGGGGGAUACCUCUUGCACCGCAACGGCUUCUUCAGCCCAGGACACAGAGGAAGGUCAUUUUGGAUCUCCCAGUGUCAUGGUGCAGCCCACAUCAGCAGCCAAACCCUGCACAGAACUGAGGACACGUCCAAUGUCAACUAUGUCCCUCCGCCCCAAGAACCCCAGGAUUUCAAACACACCCAGUCAUUCAUGCUCUGAGAAGCCAGCCUUUCCUUCGAGAACACAUCAGCCUCGUGACAAGGUGCCAAACAUUGGAUUCUCUGAUUUAUUUCUUCUCGCUGGAUUCCGGAAUGAGCUCUUGAUCUUCCAACACAUGCUCAUUUCAAUCUUCUCCCUUUCUCACUCCUUUUUGGACGGACAGAAAACGUACAAGGCUUCUUCUUUCUCUCUCUCAGUCACUGAUGUUUUCUGCUCUUUUGGGAUCAAGUACAUUUUCACGGUGUUCUGCUCCCCCCUGGUGGUCAGAUGUUGAAAUUUCAAUCGAUAUUUUCCGAGGGAUCCAGUGACUUGAGGAGCUUUCUACAGACUUUGUUUCUUCCCUCUGCAGGCCAAUUGUUUUGACUACCUUUGUUUUCGUUUACCAAAGACUCACCAUUUAACUUAAGGGGAUUUAUUUGCUUUAAAAUAUUGAAUCAUCACAAGGGAAUUAUGCUUUAAGCAAUAGAGAAAUAAUUGAUUUCAAUCUACUCAAACAUAAAUACUACUCAAACAUUUACCUCAGCAUCUGCCAAUGUUUUGUGGCCCCUGGGACCCCAUGUUAGAGAAGACCCUUAUGAUUUUAGUGACAACAUGAAACCAUGGAUGAAUUAUAUAAUACAUUCAUGUAUGAAACCAGACAAAGCCAGUCCAGGAGAACAGGAAGCCACUCGAGCCAAUUCUAUUGAGACCAACCCCAUUCCACCCUAAUGUGCCUGCAUGGUCUUUAUAUAUAUAUAUAUAAAUACACACACACACACACACACACACACACACACACACACACACACACACACACACACAUAUAUAUUAUAUACCUUGUGCCUUUUUUAAUUUGUCAUAUUUAUCUAGGGAUCACACUUUUUUGUAAAGAACUUGCCUUACUUUUUUCUGUCUUUAUAUUUUUGUGCCACUGAUUAUCAAUGUUAAUCAAACUGGAGUGUCUGUUUUUAGACAGUGUGGGAAUGGGUUGUUCAGAGUUUUAUUUGAAUGGUGUAUAUGUAAUAAAAAUGUUUUUCUAUUCAAAAA